This is a messenger RNA of Telopea speciosissima, 3620 nucleotides long. Its product is annotated as guanylate-binding protein 2-like. Gene Ontology annotation, molecular function: GTPase activity; GTP binding. The transcript has 14 exons. NCBI's taxonomy places the organism in Eukaryota, Viridiplantae, Streptophyta, Magnoliopsida, Proteales, Proteaceae. Bases 82 to 3288 code for a protein of 1068 amino acids. The record is from RefSeq and is a predicted model, not a curated record.
CUUCUAUUCCCAAAAGAUUUCUUUUCCUCUUUCGCGCAUUCCAAGUACUGAGAAGAAAGUCAGAGAUCGUUGAGAGAGAAGAUGAUGCAGAGACUGUUCAAUAGAGGCUCUGCCUCUAGAGACGCCAUGGAUACUUCUCCACAAUCCAUCCCUCACUCUCCUUCUCCCUCUUCUACUAUCGUUGCUACGGGCCCCGCGAGGCCGUUGCGUCUCGUUUACUGCGACGAGAAAGGAAAGUUCAGGAUGGACCCUAAGGCCGUUGCCACACUUCAGCUUGUGAAAGGGCCUAUAGGGGUUGUCUCCGUAUGCGGUCGAGCUCGUCAAGGCAAGAGCUUUAUAUUAAACCAGCUUCUUGGGAGAAGUACAGGAUUUCAAGUUGCAUCAACCCAUCGGCCUUGCACCAAAGGACUUUGGAUGUGGAGUGCUCCCUUAAAGAUGACUGCGCUUGACGGAACAGAAUACAGUCUUGUACUUUUGGAUAGUGAAGGCAUUGAUGCGUAUGAUCAAACGGGAACUUACAGUACCCAGAUAUUCUCCUUGGCUGUUCUCUUAUCUAGCAUGUUCAUCUACAACCAGAUGGGUGGUAUUGAUGAAGCUGCACUUGAUCGUCUAUCUCUUGUCACUGAAAUGACUAAACAUAUCCGUGUUAGAGCUUCUGGAGGAAGGACUACAGCAUCUGAGCUUGGGCAGUUCUCCCCAAUAUUUGUUUGGCUUCUUAGGGACUUUUAUUUAGACUUAGUAGAGAAUGAUAGGAGAAUAACACCACGUGAUUACCUAGAGCUUGCCUUGAGGCCAAUGCAAGGGAGUGGAAAAGACAUAGCUGCAAAAAAUGAGAUCCGAGAGUCAAUUCGUGCUCUUUUCCCAGAUAGAGAAUGCUUCACCCUUGUUCGGCCACUUAACAAGGAAAAUGAUCUUCAACGACUUGAGCAAAUCCCUUUAGACAAAUUACGCCCAGAAUUUAGAUCUGGCUUGGAUGCAUUAACAAAGUUUGUUUUCGAGAGAACCAGGCCCAAGCAAGUGGGAGCUACAAUAAUGACGGGCCCUGUUCUUGCUGGUAUAACACAAUCUUUUCUGGAUGCUAUUAAUAACGGUGCAGUACCUACAAUCUCUUCCUCAUGGCAGAGUGUUGAAGAAGCAGAAUGUCGUAGAGCAUUUGAUUCAGCUACGGAGGUCUAUAUGUCUGCUUUUGACCGCUCAAGGCCUCCCGAUGAAGUUGCUUUAAGGGAAGCACAAGAGGAAGCGGUUCAAAAAGCACUUGUUUCAUUUAACGGUAGUGCUGUUGGAGCUGGUUCAGCAAGACAGAAGUAUGAGAAGCUUCUUCAGAACUUCUUCAGAAAGGCUUUUGAGGACUACAAAAGGAAUGUAUUUAUGGAGGCUGAUUUAAAAUGUUCAGAAACUAUACAAAACCUGCAAAAGAAAUUACGAGCUGCUUGUCAUAUUCCUGAUGCAAAAAUUGAUCACAUAAUCAAGUUUCUUGAUGACCUGGUAUCUGCAUAUGGAAAGGCAUCUCAUGGCCCCGGAAAGUGGCAGAAGCUGGCAAGCUUCUUACAGCAGAGUUUGGAAGGUCCAAUACAUGACCUUAUGAAGAAGCAGUUGAACCAAAUUGGAUCGGAGAAGAGUGCUCUCACAUUGAAAUGCCACUCAAUUGAAGACAAGUUGGGGUUGCUUAACAAGCAACUGGAAGCAAGUGAGAAGCACAAAGCUGAGUAUCUGAGGCGUUAUGAGGAUGCCAUCAAUGAUAAGAAGAAGCUUGCUGAUGAAUAUAUGAGUCGCAUUACAAAUUUACAGAGCAAGUGUAGCUCACUGGAGGAGAGGUGUUCAACUUUAUCAAAAACGCUGGAUUCUGCCAGCAUGGAAUCCUUGGAAUGGAAAAGAAAAUAUGAUCAGAUGUUUGCAAAGCAAAAAGCUGAGGAAGAUCAAGCCCAUUCAGAAAUAUCUGUUCUUAGGUCCAGGACCAGUGCUGCUGAAGCGAGACUUGCUGCUGCUCGUGAACAUGCUCAGUCUGCUCAGGAGGAGGCCGAGGAGUGGAAACGGAAGUUUGACAUUGCUGUUAGAGAGACCAAGGCUGCUCUGGAGAAAGCAGCAGCAGUGCAGGAACGGACAAUUAGGCAGACACAACAAAGGGAGGAUACUCUGAGGAAAGAAUUCUCAGCCACUUUGGCUGAAAAGGAAGAGGAAAUUAAUGACAAGAUAGUGAAGAUUGAACACGAUGAGCAGCGAUUGAUUACAUUGAAUUUAGAGUUGAAGGCUGCGGAGUCAAAACUGAAGAGCUAUGACUUGGAAACAUCAGCGUUUAAACUUCAAAUCAAAGAGUUGGGUGAGAAGCUAGAUACCGCGAAUGCUACUGUUCAAUCAUAUGAGAGAGAAGUCAGGAUACUGGAACAAGAAAAGAACCAUCUGGAGCAAAAGUAUUCGUCUGAGUUGAAAAGGUUUGAAGAAGUCCAGGAAAGGUGCAAAAUUGCUGAGAAAGAGGCUAAGAGAGCGACUGAGCUGGCUGAUAAAGCACGAGCUGAAGCGGUCAGUGCUCAAAAGGAAAAUAGUGAAUCUCAGAAGUUAGCAAUGGAACAAUUGGCCCAAAUUGAGAGGGUUCAAAGGCACAUCGAGAGCCUGGAAAGACAGAAAGCUGACCUGGUGGAUGAAGUAGAGAAGUUCCGUGUCUCUGAGAUGGAUACCCUGUCCAAGGUUACUCUACUGGAGGCUAGGGUUGAAGAGAGGGAGAAGGAAAUUGAGUCACUUUUGAAAUCAAACAAUGAGCAGAGGGCAAGUACCGUUCAGGUUCUUGAGAACCUUCUGGAGAAUGAACGAGCAGCAAGAGCAGAGGCAAGCAGGAGGGCUGAAGCCCUAUCGGUGCAGCUACAAUCCACCCAGGGUAAAUUAGAUCUUCUCCAACAGGAGUUGACUUCAGUUCGUCUGAAUGAAACAGCGUUGGAUAGUAAGCUCAAGACUACUUCACAUGGGAAGCGUUUGAGGGUCGAAGACUAUGAUGUAGCAGUUGAAUCUGUCCAAGAUAUGGGAGUUGACAACGUAAUCAGAGAAAGGAAAAGAUCAAAGAGCACAACCAGCCCUUUGAAGGUGACACAAUGCGAAGAUGGGGGUUCAGUUUUUAAGGUUGACGAGGAUAACAAUCACAGCCAGCAAAAUGAGUCAGAGGUUUAUACCAAGUUCACUGUCCUGAAACUGAAGCAAGAGCUCACAAAACAUGGUUUUGGGGCAGAGCUGCUUCAGUUAAAGAAUCCCAACAAGAAGGACACACUUGCUUUAUAUGAAAAACAUGUCCUACAGAAGUAGUACCUGACUCUAGUGUAGACUUGUAUAGGGCAACACUGUAAUCUACCAUUCACUGAUAUAUCAACUCAUACUUGGGAGGAGUUGAGGUUUCUUCAAAUGGGGAUCAUUUUAGGAAGCGUCCCACCUUAGCCAAGUGCAGGGUUAAGAGGAAAUUUUUUUUAGUGUGAUAUGCAGGUUAUUUAUUCAGAAGAAUUAGCUUCAUUAUUUUAUACUUCGUUUUGUGUGGUCGUUGGGUCUGGAAUGUUUGUGUGCAUUGCUUGAUUGGCAUCUUCCAGAAUGGUUCAUUUGAGAAGGUAUGAUUCUUAAAGCUGGAAGAGGAUAGUUUCACUUCA